CAAAGGCAGCUUCUUUGAAACCGGAAGUGUCUCUCCGAGCUGCCGCCUCCUAACUACCGUUGCCACGAGCCGAGCUCCUGCUGGUUUGUUGACGUCCGGGCAUCGAACGCAGCGCAGACGGUUCCUGGUUUGAAUCCCCUCAUUUAAAUGGCGUCGGGCUACAGGAAAGCGGCUCCGGCGGCGAACCCGAGGAAGAAGGCGGGUCCCAAAGUGGAUCUGACCGACGAGCAGCGGCUGGAGAUCAAGGAGGCGUUCGACCUGUUCGACACCGAUGGGACUGGGACCAUAGACGUCAAGGAGCUAAAGGUCGCCAUGAGGGCUCUCGGGUUUGAGCCAAAGAAAGACGAUAUCAAGAAGAUGAUCGCGGACAUCGAUAAAGAAGGAUCCGGGACCAUCGACUUCACAGACUUUCUCAGUAUGAUGACCCUGAAAAUGAGUGAAAAGGACUCCAAAGAGGAAAUAAUGAAAGCUUUCCGACUGUUCGAUGAUGACUGCACGGGGAAAAUCUCAUUCAAAAACCUCAAGAGAGUUGCUAAAGAGCUGGGAGAGAAUCUCACAGACGAGGAGUUACAGAAUAUAACUUCACCACCUUCCUCUUGGGAGUGAGACGACCUUCAGGGGACAUUAAACUGUGAAACACUCCCUCGAGAGCUUGUGUUAGUGGGUCCACUCUGGGCGAACCAUGGGAGAGUGUAAGCCUCCAUGUGGAUGUUAAUGUUUCAUUCUGAGGUAAUGAAAACACGCUUUUAAUCUCAGAUGGUUAAACAUUGAUCACAACGUGAUUAUUUCUGCCUCAAGAUCCCACAAAAUCCCACACACUGAAACUAUAUAACACUCUCGAAGAUAAAAAACACUGAAAAAAUAUCAUGUCUCCUCUGAUUCCAGCAGAAAACAUUAUUACAUUACAUUACAUUUCAUUUAGCUGACGCUUUUAUCCAAAGCGACUUACAAUAAGUUCAACCCCGAGGGUACAGACCCAGGUAAACAAGAAUCAAGAAAGUACAAGCCUCCGGAAGUAAGUUUUACUACUACGAAUAAAACUGUAACACUUGUGUUCUUUGGUUAACUACUUCCCCCGACUUUGUAAUAUUCACACGUGAUAUUAAUUGUGUUAUUUGUGAGGAGCCUGAGACGACCUGUAUGACUCAUGUUGUCGGACGAGUGAGACUUUCAUGCUGAAGUGUGUCUGUAGUGGAGCGUUGUGUUUCUAAUGGCCCCGUGUUUCUC
Messenger RNA from Pleuronectes platessa (European plaice), 1227 nucleotides. RefSeq names its product centrin 4 (gene cetn4). The record is from RefSeq and is a predicted model, not a curated record. Lineage: Eukaryota; Metazoa; Chordata; Actinopteri; Pleuronectiformes; Pleuronectidae. Gene Ontology annotation, molecular function: calcium ion binding. The transcript is spliced from 5 exons. Gene Ontology annotation, biological process: nucleotide-excision repair; centriole replication; mitotic cell cycle. Gene Ontology annotation, cellular component: centrosome; myosin II complex; centriole. The coding region runs from base 148 to 606 and encodes 152 amino acids.